AUGAGCAAGCGACCCACUCUAGCAAUACUACAGUACAACGCAAUGAAAACCCGGGACAAAGUCAUGGCUGCACUGCUUCAAUACAGAAAAAUCACAAGUUAUGAUGUGCUGGCUACCCAGAAACCAUGGCGGAACCCUUCUGUUCAUAAGUCCCACAUUCCGUCCUUCAAUAUUUGAACUCGCACACCAAGACCACAGGAAGACCCGCGUCUACCUUAGCACACUAGAGCUAAAUUGGGACGAGCAUGAUGAAAUCAUCAUCAUCCAUAACGUAUACAACCCCGUUCCAGACCUCGAACCGGCCAACAGUGCCAUAACGACUUUACAAAGGGUACUAGAUCGAUGGAAGGGCCCGGAACAGAUUACGGUGGGAGAUUAAAACUUGCACCACCCCUAUUGGGGGGGGGAUCGGGGUGCAAAGGUCGGAUUCUGAAGCAGAGGAGAUUCUCCAGACAAUAGAGGAGAACAAGUUGGGCCUUCUGUAUAAACCAGGAACGAUGACAUUCAGGGCCAGAGACACGGAAAUGACCAUAGACCUAUCCCUAGACACUUCGAGACCCCAAGAUAGCCUUAUCCGAUGCAGCCCACGGGAAGACCUAGACCACGAAUCAGAUUACAUCCCCUUGGAAACAAUCCUGGCCAAGCCGACUCGGGACAGAACGGUGCCAGAACGGUGGAACUGGGAACGUACGGAUGAAGACUGACUCUACACUCUAGCCUGACUCUACACUCUAGCCCGCCACCUGCUGCCGAUUAUGACUAGACUGGACACAUAGCGUGACAUUGACA
Aspergillus eucalypticola CBS 122712 is the source of this 789-nucleotide messenger RNA. RefSeq lists its product as uncharacterized. The record is from RefSeq and is a predicted model, not a curated record. Bases 101 to 379 code for a protein of 92 amino acids. Lineage: Eukaryota; Fungi; Ascomycota; Eurotiomycetes; Eurotiales; Aspergillaceae. The transcript is spliced from 2 exons.